AUGUCACUUACAAGUAAAGAGCUUAACUAUAUGGUAUGGAGAUACCUACAAGAAUCAGGUCAUGAUUUAGCUGCUUAUGCUUUAGACCAACAAUCUCAUGUACUGUCUAAUGAUGAUAAUAACAAUAUCAUCACCAAUAUUAAACCAGGUUGUUUAGUUAAUUUAAUACAAAAGGGGAUAUUAUACAGUGUAGCACAACUACAAGCAGGUAAUACAAUUACUACUGAACUAGAUAAUGAUAAUGAAUCUAAAUUAUCAUUAUUAAAUGCAUUAAUAUCUGAUGAUUUAUUUAAGUAUACUCAACAAGAACAAGAUACAACAAAUGACAAGAGAUUCUUAUUAAAACUGGAAGUAGCCACUUUGAAUGGUAAUAAACCAGAACAACUGGAUGAUAUUGAAAUGGAAGAUGCAGAACAUACCGCCGAAGGCGAAGAAAACAUUGAAUUUGAAACCAGCAUACUUCAACCAAUUAUUAAAUUCUCAUCAAAUUUAACAUCUGAUUGGCAUCCAUCAUCAACAAAUGUAUUUGCAUAUGGUAAAUCAGAUGGAAAUGCAAUAAUAAAUGCAUUCAAAGAUAAUAAAAUAACAGAAACUGUAACUUUAAAUCAUCCUAAUUUACUUAAUCUUCGUAAUGAUAUAAAUAUAGUUUCUUGGUCACCUCAAGGUAAUUCAAUUAUAACAGCAGGAACUAAUAAUGAAUUAAGAGUUUGGUCUCCAGAUGGGAAAUUGAAAAAUAUCGCCACGAUUUCCCUAUCUGAAUCUACAGCUGACGAUGAUAUUCCUGCUAGUUCUACAUUGAUAACCACUACUAAUAAUAAUAUAAUAACCAGUCUAUAUUGGAGUCCACCCCUGGGGAAAUUCUUAAUCACUAUCCAUAAUGAUAAUCAUGUCUCAUUAUGGGAUGGAAAUACAUUAUCCCUCAUAAAACAAAUCAAAACCACCGAUCCCGACACCACAACCCCUCCCCCUAUAGAAACAACCACCACCACCACCACAAUGUCCAAUCCAAUAACCGCAUGCUGGUUAGCAGAAUCAAAAUUCGCAAUCACAACCCACCAAAACACAAUCAAAAUCUAUGACAUAACCCCGUCACCGACAGCCACCACGGUCGGAAUAUCCCAAUUUGAGAUCCAACCAAUUGGAUUACUCCCAGGACAUAAUCAUAUCAUAUCCAUCAUGAAAUUAAACCCAAUCACGAAACUACUUGCUAGUUGUUCUGAUUUUGAUUAUUUGAUAAAAGUGUGGAAUAGUGGUUCGAUAUCGGAUUGUAUUGAUUUGAAUAUUCCAGCAGGAACUGCUGGUGAUGAUGAUGUUAAAUUGCAUUCUAGUCCUAUUGUUGGAUUGGAUUGGAUAGGAGCUCCUGGGAAGGAUGGUGAGGAUGGGAGGAAUAUUUUGGUGUCGGUGAGUAUGGAUGGGAUAUUGAAUAUUUGGGAUGUCGAUAAUCAUCAUAAUACUAAUUUGAAAAGUUCGGAAUUAUUUAAAAAUCAUGAGAAUUUUAAAUAUGUUGACACUGAUGAAUCGAGGAAGGGGAAGGAAGAUGCAUUGGUGUUUAAUGCGGUGAUGGCUCCAAAUGGGAGAUAUCUUGCUUUGGGGGAUGAUUAUUGUCGGAUUACAAUUUGGGAUAUUUCUUUGGAUAGAAUAACCAAGGCGGGGGAGUCAAAGAGUUUGAUUAGAUGUUUGGGGAUAUAUGAACCUGAUUUAACCGAUUUGGAAAAAGGACAAGAGCAAGAUAAGAAUGUCAAUGUUGGAAUAUGUGAUUUGAAAUGGGAUUAUGAAUCGAAAUAUGUGACUGGUUCUUAUAAUGAUAUCGAAAGUGUGAUUGUAUCAUUAGACGAGAAGAAUGUGAAUUAG
Hemisphaericaspora subhashii is the source of this 1851-nucleotide messenger RNA. RefSeq lists its product as uncharacterized. The record is from RefSeq and is a predicted model, not a curated record. Lineage: Eukaryota; Fungi; Ascomycota; Pichiomycetes; Serinales; Debaryomycetaceae. Gene Ontology annotation, molecular function: protein binding; transcription corepressor activity. Gene Ontology annotation, biological process: regulation of transcription by RNA polymerase II. The transcript has a single exon. Gene Ontology annotation, cellular component: Set3 complex. Bases 1 to 1851 code for a protein of 616 amino acids.